Molecule: messenger RNA, 618 nt
Organism: Hevea brasiliensis (rubber tree)
Lineage: Eukaryota; Viridiplantae; Streptophyta; Magnoliopsida; Malpighiales; Euphorbiaceae
Exons: 1
Coding region: 1-618 (205 amino acids)
Source: RefSeq, a predicted model, not a curated record
AUGGCUUCAAGUGGAUACUCUGCUCCUAUUCCACCUGUGUUUUCUAGAGAAGGCUAUGCUAUUUGGGCUGUCAAGAUGAUGGCUUAUCUUAAAGCCUUUGAUCUGUGGGAAGUGAUUGAAACAAGCAAGCAUCUAGGACCUUUGAGGGAGGAUCCUACUCUUGCACAGAUAAAAGCUCAUAGUGAGGAAUGUGCUAAGGGUUUUAAGGCCUUAUCAUGCAUUCAUGCUUCUAUUUGUGAGGUGAUUUUCACCAGAAUUAUGGCAUGUGAGACAGCAAAGCAAGCUUGGGAUUUAUUUAAAGUUGAGUUUCAAGGAAGUAAGCAGACAAAGAAAAUGUCAGUACUCAACUUGAGAAGGGAAUUUGAGGUUCUCAAGAUUACAGAGUCUAAAAGUCUAAAAGAUUAUAUUGAUAGACUAAUGAAUGUUGUUGACAAGAUCAAGCUCCUUGGUAAAGAGUUAAUUGACAAGAGAAUUAUGGAGAAAGUCUUGUUUAGUUUACCUGAAAGGUUCGAACCAAAGAUCUCUUCUUUGGAGGACUCUAAAGACUUAAGGAGGAUUUCUUUAGCUAAGCUAGUAAAUGCAUUACAAGCUAUUAAGAAGAGAAGAGCUAUAAGAUAA